Cyphomyrmex costatus is the source of this 874-nucleotide messenger RNA. RefSeq names its product apolipoprotein D. Gene Ontology annotation, cellular component: cytoplasm. Gene Ontology annotation, molecular function: pigment binding. Gene Ontology annotation, biological process: lipid metabolic process; response to reactive oxygen species. The coding region runs from base 42 to 866 and encodes 274 amino acids. Lineage: Eukaryota; Metazoa; Arthropoda; Insecta; Hymenoptera; Formicidae. The record is from RefSeq and is a predicted model, not a curated record. The transcript has 5 exons.
UGCAAACGCAGAGAUCGGCAGCAUCAACCUCCAUAUAGAAGAUGCAAUCUUUGGCAUGGUGUCUAGUAUUGGCGGGAUGCCUCGCUUUUGCUCAGGCUCAUACGUAUCAUAUGGGUGCUUGUCCUAUUGUGGAACCCAUGCAGGGUUUUCAGAUUGGUAGAUUUUUAGGUCUGUGGUAUGUUAUCCAGAAAACAUCAACAGGUAGCAAGUGCAUUACUUACAAUUACACACGAGGAGAGGAACCAGGCGAGUACGUUAUAACACAGGACUCGGAUCAUCUAAUCUUAGGUCUUACGCCAUUGAAGCACGAGUAUCAUUAUACUGGCCAAUUGACUGUACCCGAACCAAGUACUCCGGGACGUAUGGAAGUCCGUUUUCCACUUAGUGUGGCUGGAAGUGCAUCCCAUGUGGUAUUUAUGACGGAUUACGAUACUUACGCCGGCAUAUUUACGUGCCAGAAAUUGGCGUUCGCUCAUCGACAGAGCGCGACGAUCCUCUCGAGGACCAGGAUGUUGGAUCAGAUACAGAUUGACAAGAUACGUCAGCGAUUGGGCCAAUACGGUGUUGAUCCGUUCGAUUUGAGCAUCAUUUCACAGUCUGGCUGUCCACAAGGCAACAAUACUCUGGACAUCAACGUUGACCCUAACACUUUCACUUCUGAGAAUUUUGGUAAUGUGGUGCGCAAAGCGGGCGAGAAGAUCGGCGAUGGCGUCCAGUGGAUCGCUGAGACCGGAAGCAAAGUAUAUCACAAGAUAGCCGGUUCAGAAGAUACUCAAACAGGGUCAACGACGGAGCAGAACGGUCGCGUCACAUCAAGGAACAGCGGCGAAAGAUUGGAGACCAACGAAGUGGAGUGGAUUCCCUAAAAAUCUAA